AUGAUAUUCAUUAGAAGAUCAUUGUUUUCAGCAUUAACUUUGGUUGGUAUUAUUGGGGUGAUUUAUUUCAUGAGUAAUUCCUCAAACACGAUUGAAACUUCCAUAAAUAAUAUUUCCUCAUUGACAAAAGAUGAUCUUUUACCAAAAUUCAACCAGCAGCCUCAACAGCAGCAACAGCAACUUUCUCAACCAGCACCGAAUAAACCAUUAGAAGAAAUUGAUACCGAUGAAUCAGUAGAACAAGAACCACCAAAAGGAAAAGAAAGUGAUAAUGUACUUCAGAAUAAGGAAAAGUUCACUGAUAUACCAUUCAUGCCAAAAAUGGCUAAUGAAACAUUGAAAGCUCAAUUAGGUAAUGCAUCAUGGAAAUUAUUCCAUACCAUUUUAGCAAGAUAUCCUGAUGAACCAACAGAUCAAGAACGUAGUACUUUAGAAAAUUAUAUUUAUUUAUUUGCUCAAGUUUAUCCUUGUGGAGAUUGUGCUAGACAUUUCACUAAAUUAUUAGCUAAAUAUCCCCCACAAACGAAAAAUCGGAAAACUGCCGCAUUAUGGGGAUGUUAUGUUCAUAAUAUUGUUAAUGAAAAAUUACAUAAACCAGAAUAUGAUUGUACAACAAUUUUAGAAGAUUAUGAUUGUGGAUGUGGUGAUGAUGAAAAGGAAAAAGAUUAUACUUUGAAAGGAGAAUCAAUGGAUCAUUUAAGACAAAUCAAAAUUGAUUCCAAAAAAGAUAAACAAAGAGGUGGAUAA
Molecule: messenger RNA, 747 nt
Organism: Candida dubliniensis CD36
Lineage: Eukaryota; Fungi; Ascomycota; Pichiomycetes; Serinales; Debaryomycetaceae
Product: flavin-linked sulfhydryl oxidase
Exons: 1
Coding region: 1-747 (248 amino acids)
Cellular component (GO): mitochondrion
Molecular function (GO): flavin-dependent sulfhydryl oxidase activity; flavin adenine dinucleotide binding
Source: RefSeq, a predicted model, not a curated record